Molecule: messenger RNA, 2601 nt
Organism: Paramecium tetraurelia
Lineage: Eukaryota; Ciliophora; Oligohymenophorea; Peniculida; Parameciidae
Exons: 2
Biological process (GO): maturation of SSU-rRNA from tricistronic rRNA transcript (SSU-rRNA, 5.8S rRNA, LSU-rRNA); ribosomal small subunit assembly
Cellular component (GO): Pwp2p-containing subcomplex of 90S preribosome; small-subunit processome
Molecular function (GO): protein binding
Source: RefSeq, a predicted model, not a curated record
AUGAUUACAUAAUUUGAAGAAUAAAGUCUCUUAACAUCACCAACUACAAGCAAAAUUCUGUAAUUUACUUCGGAUAAUAUCUUAAUUUGUGGAUCAGGAAAUAGAUUGAUGGAGUAUAACCUUUAUAACAAUACUGUAAAGCCAAUAAUCUAAACCAGGUAUAAUGUAAAAUACUUCAGUGUUUACAAUCAACAAUAUUAUUCAAGCGUAGAUGAUUAAUUCAAUAUUCUAUGCAAUGGCAAACAUAUUAAAAGUAAAAACUAGCAAAUAAAAUAAAUAAAGCAUAGUCCUGAUGGAAAGAUGAUAGCAAUUGCUUAUCUCAAUAAAUUAAUUAUCUAUAAUUUAGAAAUGGAGAAGAUAAAAGUACAUUCCAAUAAGCAUAAAAUCAAUGGUAUUUGCUGGUCGCCAGAUAGUCGAUUUAUUUUAUCUUGGGGUGAUGAUAAUUCUGUCAUUAUUAAUAAUGUCUUUAAAUUGAGAUUAUACACUGAUAUUAUGUUGCAAGCUCAUAAAUUCAAAAUUGCUUCAGCAUUUUUCCUAGGGUCCAAUGUGUAAUACAUUAUAACCAUUGAUGUUCUAGGAAAAGUGUGCUUAUGGAAAUUUGUUACUGAUUAUGUUACUGAAUAAUACGAAGCCAGAUAAAAAUUCCAAAAAACAAAAGCUUAACAUCAUUUAGGAGUUGAAAAUGAUUAGUCUGAAUAUUCAACAGACGAAUUGUUAUACAUGAGUGAUUUUGAGAAGAAUGUUCAUAAAGGUAGAUUCAUUUUGGAAAAGAAAAUAAAUAUAAAAGAGAAAUUGGUAAAGCAUUUCGCUGCAAUUAAAUCAGUUGCAUAUCAUACAUCAAAUAUUAUGAUUAUUGGGAUGAAAAACGGAGUUUUGACUUUAUUUAAAAUAGAACCUUCUGAGGAUCCUUUCUUAAUUUAAAUAUAAAGCUUCCAAAUAACAUAAACACAAAUUGAUAAUUUGGCGAUUAACAAAAAUGGAAACUGGAUUGCCUUAGGCAUGAGAAAUAGUGGAUAAUUGAUUGUUUGGGAAUGGAGAUCUUAAAGCUACAUUUUAAAUUAAUAAUCACUGAGUUAUGAAACUACUUGCUGUACAAUUAGUUAAGAUUUAACAACAAUUGCAGUUGGAACAUUAGGAGGAAUAAUUCGAUUGUAUGAUCAGACUUCGAAUUUCUGUAUUGCUAAAUUUAAUGAUUAACAUAGUUCUAAAGUCACAGGCAUCAAAUAUUGUCCUUCGAAACAAGGCGUCUUAAUCUCAUGUUCACUUGAUGGAACUGUUAGAGCCUAUGACACUAUUAGAUUAAAAUGUUUUAGAGUUAUGUAACCUGAAAUAUUGAAUUAAUUAUAAUGCUUAGAUGUAGAACCUUCUGGUGAUUUAAUCUGUGUAGGUGGAUUUGAUCCUUAUGAAAUAUAUGUAUUCAGUCUUUAAACUGGUUAAUUAGUAGAAGUCAUAUCUGGCCAUUAAGCUCCAAUCACAUCGAUCAAAUUCAUUUAAGCAGAAGAAAAGGUAUUAUUAAUCUCAGGUUCUUGGGAUAAAACUAUAAGGAUUCAUGAUUUAUAUGCAAGAGGAAUGAAGGAAGGAAGUGGCGGAGAUUCAAUGUUGCAUAAUAGUGAAGUUACUGCACUUGCUACUAGAACUAAUUAAAUUGCAGUAGCCACAAUGGGUGGUGAAUUGGUCAUUUGGGAUGUUAAUGAAAGCUUAAUCUUAUUCACUUUUGAUGUUCACCGAGAUGUCUAAGGAGGUAGAAUUUCAAAAGAAACUUUGGCAGCUUAAAAAAAUUAGAAUUUAAAAUAUUUUGUUACAAUUGAGUUCUCAAAAGAUGGGUAAUACUUAAUCGGAGGAGGCAAUAGCAAAUUUAUUUGUCUUUACGAUAUGAAAUAUAGAAUAUUGAUAAGGAGAUUUAUCAUUUCAAACAAUUAUUCCCUUGAUGGAAUGAAAUUGAAAGUGAACUAUAAAACUAUAGAUCAAGAGAACAAAAAUAUUGAAGAAUCAGAUGAUGAAAGAUAGAAAGACAACUUACCAGGUGCUAAGACUUUUGACGUUUCAAAAAGGAGUAGCAAAAGAGUUCCUGUUUCAGUAUUUAAUCUACAAUUUACAGAAUCUAAUAGGGAAUUUGUUGUGUCUUCAAGUGAAGGGGUUUCAAUUUUUGGAUCUGCAAAAAGAAGAUAAUAUUUCGAUCCUUUAGAUAUAGAUGAAACUGUGUCUUUGGAAGAAAUUCAGAAAUAAAUCAAUUAAUAAAAUUAUACUGAGGCAUUAAUUUUAAGUCUUAAAUUAAAUGAAGCCAGCAUAUUAGAUCAAGUCUUUAAUUCAAUUCCAGUGGAUUUUAUAAUAAAUACUGUUCCAGCAAUUCCAGAAUCUUUGAUUGUUAGGUUGUUAGAAACCAUAAUAAGAUCGAUGUAAAUUCAUAGACCAGUUGAAUCUUGUCUGAUUUGGAUUAAAUAAAUUUUGAUAGACUUUGCUCCAUUGAUUAAAGGAUCCACUGCAAACAAAAAAGUUCAAAAUAUGCUGUAAGAAGUCUUAAAAUAAGUUAGACUUGAUUUUAAUAGAAUCAAGAAUCCGAUUAGAAAAUGUGUCAAUAUCUUAGAAUAUUUAUCAAGCUGA